Molecule: messenger RNA, 5063 nt
Organism: Tachysurus fulvidraco (yellow catfish)
Lineage: Eukaryota; Metazoa; Chordata; Actinopteri; Siluriformes; Bagridae
Product: protein GPR108-like
Exons: 18
Coding region: 969-3212 (747 amino acids)
Biological process (GO): transport
Cellular component (GO): Golgi apparatus; membrane
Source: RefSeq, a predicted model, not a curated record
UACAGUAUAUACAGUACAGGCUUUAGCCUUAAGCUAACCUGACAGACUUUAGCCCUAAGCUAACCUGACAGACUUUAGCCUUGAGCUAACCUGACAGACUUUAGCCUUAAGCUAACCUGACAGACUUUAGCCCUAAGCUAACCUGACAGACUUUAGACUUAAGCUAACCUGACAGACUUUAGCCUUAAGCUAACCUGACAGGCUUUAGCCUUAAGCUAACCUGACAGACUUUAGACUUAAGCUAACCUGACAGACUUUAGCCUUAAGCUAACCUGACAGACUUUAGACUUAAGUUAACCUGACAGACUUUAGCUUUUAGCUAACCUGACAGACUUUAGCCUUAAGCUAACCUGACAGGCUUUAGCCUUAAGCUAACCUGACAGGCUUUAGCCUUAAGCUAACCUGACAGACUUUAGACUUAAGCUAACCUGACAGGCUUUAGCCUUAAGCUAACCUGACAGACUUUACACUUAAGCUAAACGGGACACAAAAGUUGUUGUUUUAACGAUAAAUAUAUCUUUAUGUACUAAUAACUAAUAUUGGCUUUAGCUGUAACUUAUAAAAAAUAAGUUAAAUAAAACACAUUUAUUUUUUAUAAGUUAGCUGUAACAUAUGGCGACGUCUGUAGCUAAUACUGUCAGUGACGUGUAAAAUUUUACGAUUCCAGGAAACGUUAGUUGUUUAUUCCCACCCGCAUUCUGACAAAUCCGCUCGUACUUCCGUGUUCUGUUUGCGUGUAUGGACGAAUCAGACGAAAGAAGGAAGCGUUUGAACAAAUCCUCGCACAGACAGCGGGAACGCGCCAUCCAAUCGCAUGGCAGGGGGCGGGGUUUUUGUCGAAAGUGGGUGCGAGAAACAAAAACAUGACAGCCGAGGAAGUGGGAGAAGUUAAUAGUAGCUAGUUUGCAAAUGAGCUUCACAUGCUAACUUUUUAUAGAAGGGGAGUUAAAUUCAGUGGAACAUAAAAGAUGAUUUUACACCGUGUUGUUUACGGGCUGCUUCCCGUGUUGGUGUGUUUAAGCGACGCCAGAAUCCAUCACCUCACUUUAAAGAAUGAAACACGGCUCCUCAUCCACCUUAACACCUUCGGAUACUUCGCUAACGGCACUCUGGAGUUCAAAAUGCUGUCUCUACAACUCCCUAAAUUGAACAAUGGAGAUGAGAUGGGCUUCAGUCUGGCCAGGUCCCGGGUAAAUGGUAUCCUUUCCUCCGCAACAAAGGAGACGGACAAGUGCAUUCUGCAAAAAAACAAGAGCGAGGACAAUCUGGUUUUAUUCGUCAUCGAUCCAAGAAAGAUGAGAGUCACUGUGAAGUUGUUUGGUUUGAAGGACAGUAUCUUACACGAUCUACCGCUGGACAGUGAAGCAAAUGUCUCUCGAAAGAAGAGAGAUGGACCCAUGCUCAAGUCUGAUAAUGAACAGAACCCUGGGGAGAAUGAUGCAGAGAAAAUGAAUAAAGUGAAAGGGUCAGAUGGCACGGCUAGUAAAGGGUCAGAUGGCACGGCUAGUAAAGGCUCAGAUGGCACGGCUAGUAAAGGCUCAGAUGGCACGGCUAGUAAAGGCUCAGAUGGCACGGCUAGUAAAGGCUCAGAUGGCACGGCAAGUAAAGGCUCAGAUGGCACGGCUAGUAAAGCUAAAGGGUCAGAUGGCACGGCUAGUAAAGCUAAAGGGUCAGAUGGCACGGCUAGUAAAGGGUCAGAUGGCACGGCUAGUAAAGGGUCAGAUGGCACGGCUAGUAAAGGGUCAGAUGGCACGGCUAGUAAAGGCUCAGAUGGCACGGCUAGUAAAGGCUCAGAUGGCACGGCUAGUAAAGGCUCAGAUGGCACGGCUAGUAAAGGCUCAGAUGGCACGGCUAGUAAAGGCUCAGAUGGCACGGCUAGUAAAGCUAAAGGCUCAGAUGGCACGGCUAGUAAAGCUAAAGGCUCAGAUGGCACGGCUAGUAAAGGGUCAGAUGGCACGGCUAGUAAAACUAAAGGGUCAGAUGGCACAGCUAGUAAAGGGUCAGAUGGCACGGCUGGUAAAGCUAAAGGGUCAGAUGGCACGGCUGGUAAAGCUAAAGGGUCAGAUGGCACGGCUAGUGGAGGUAAAGGGUCAGAAGAGAAGAAGAAGACCACAUCUCUUAUCCAGGUGAAGAACAUGAACGAUGCGACGUUGGUCCUGCAUCACUAUGAAGACGCCUACAACUUCACAUUUUAUUUCACUGUGGGUGCUGAGGAUCAGGGCCUCUACAACCUGGACUUUCAUUACUGCUCCAGCAGCACGCCUGGUCCCAUCAGCCCCUACACUCUGAGUGUGGAGAUCAAAGAGAGGAACCCAGGUGGCUUUCUCUCAGCUGCUGAUCUUCCUCUACCACGUCUCUACAUUAGCAUGGCUGCCCUGUUCCUAAUGGCUGCCAUCAUCUGGACAUCAACACUGCUCAAACACAAGUACAGCGUGUUUAAGAUCCACUGGCUGAUGGCAGCACUUACCUACACCAAAGCUGUGUCCUUGGUUUUCCACAGUAUUAACUAUCACUUUAUCAACAUGGAGGGGCAUCCUAUCGAAGGCUGGGCGGUAAUGUACUACAUCACUCACCUCCUGAAGGGGGCGCUGUUAUUCAUCACCCUGGCCCUGAUAGGAACAGGCUUUGCCUUUAUCAAAUACAUCCUCUCUGACAAGGAGAAGAAGAUCUUCAUGAUUGUCAUCCCUCUGCAGGUGUUGGCUAACGUGGCGUACAUCAUCAUCGAGGAGACAGAGGAGGGCUCGAGUGAGUACGCGCUGUGGAGGGAGAUCCUGUUCCUCGUAGACCUCAUCUGCUGUGGAGCUGUCCUCUUCCCCGUCGUCUGGUCAAUUCGACACUUGCAGGAAGCCUCUACUACAGAUGGCAAAGCUGCAAUGAAUCUGGAGAAGCUGAAGCUCUUCAGGCAUUACUAUGUGAUGAUUGUGUGUUAUAUCUACUUCACGAGGAUCAUCGCUAUCCUGCUGAAAGUCACUGUACCCUUCCAGUGGCAGUGGUGUCAAGAGUUUCUGAUAGAGGUUUCCACUCUGGUGUUCUUUGUGUUAACGGGCUUUAAGUUCCGGCCAGCAUCUAAUAACCCGUAUCUUCAGCUGCCUCAGGACGAGGAGGACCUGGAGAUGGAUGAAGUCGUGACAGAGUCAGGUGUGUUGGAGGGCAUAUCAAAGGUGAAGAAGACGUCCAAUAGCCGAGAGAGACACAGAGAGCCUGCCUUGUGAUGUUGACACUCCAGGGGGAGGAGCCUGGACUGUUUAACUCCACCCCCCUUAUUCAGCCAUUCCACUUAUUGUUGCUUCCAAGACAUCUACAGGAGCAAUCAGAUAUCAGCUAUGCAAGAGGGGGGAGAAAAACAGUGUGUGUGUGUGUGUGUGUGUGUGUGUGUGUUUGUUUAAGAGAAAGGAAGUUGUAAACUCUUUCCUUUUGAGGAAAUCUGAAGAUCUGGGGACCGAGAGCAGAGCCAAGAGGCAACGUUUCAUGGAUUUAUCAUAUUUUCCUCACUUUGACAUCCUUAAUCUGUUCUCUCACCUGACUUACUCUCUCCUCCUGUGUGUUUUUCUCUAUAUCCAAAGAUUUACUGUCAGAAUAAUUACAAAUCGUUAUUUCUUUAAAGGAACAGUUUAGCCAAAAAUGAAACUCUAGUAGUCCAAAGCCAGUCGAUCAUCCCAGCGCUACGCCUUUUCUCUCCUACAGUUUUCUUACGGGCUCCACGAGGCCAAUCCCUCAUGACUUACCUAAACAGUUUGCCUUUAAUUGUUCGCAUUAGCCUUGUAACAGCAGAAAAUUGAUCGUGGUGAAGAGGAAGUCGACGUUUAAUUUUUGUCUGAACUAUCCGCUCUUAAUUUAGCAAAACCUUCCUUCUUUCUUAUUUAACUGAUGAUUUUUGUGUGUUUAUGGUUGUAAUUGUUCUUUCUGAUGGUGUGCAUUGAUAUUUUUUGACUCGUCUCGACUUCAUCUGCCCCUGAACCCCAGCUAGAAGCUUAGAGAUAGUUUGUGUUUCUGAUCUACCCUCGUUAACCGUCACCUUCGUCAGUUCAAGGAAAGUUUGUAAGAUGAGGAUGGAAUCUGCAUCACUGUAGACAUCACAUUUAUGUUAUUCCUUUUAAAACGGUGUUAAAUUAAUAAAGUACAUUUGUCUCAUCUUUCUGCUGGAACUUCACCCCAUGUCAAGUAAAGUACAUGAGACACCUUAACCAAUCAGGCAGCUGUCAUGCUCGCUCGACAGAAUGCUCAGGAAGCAAUUCGAUGUAAGUGCACUUAUGGGAGUUAUAGAUGUUAAACACUUAAAUUGUAGAAAUCAGUAUUGAUCCUGAGCUCAAUUAGCUCCAGAUCCAGAAUUACGUGGAUUAAUUUGGCGAUUUUGACCCAUUGAGUGAGAGAGAAUGUCCCAUCAUCUACACGAUCUGGUACAGUGGCGUUGAUCCGAAGCACUGAUGUUGGUCAUUAACAUCCGUAUGCACUUGAUGUUUGUUACAUAAAGAUCUUCAUUAUGUAACAUUUAAUACAUUCGUGUGUAAAAAAUAAAUCGGAAUAAAUUAGUCUAAGUUAAGUCGUAUUGUUGCACAAUAGUCACGUUGUUACACUUGAACGGUCCUGUUUUACUCACGACUCGGAAAGUUCAUUAAUAUACAGUACCGCUAAUAUUCUAUAUGGUUAAUAUUUAAGGAAACGUUGGCUAACGGAGCUGUGAUGAUGAAAAUCUUUACAGCAUCUUCACUCCAAAACAGAGCCGUAUGGUGUCGUGCAGUUCUGAUGGUUACUGUGGACAUUUAUGAGUAUUUGUUCAUCACAUUAUUGGUUUUCAUGUUCUUUUUACGUGUGUGUGUUUAUCUGGUUUCAUUUUCUAUGUAACCCUCUUGAUCCACUCAAUGUAAACUCCUGAAAAACAUCCACUUUUACCAUCUAGAUGAGUCACGAUGGCUACUGUUCAGGAAAUAAGAGCGAUUAAAGGGCUGUGAAUUUUGUAAACACGUCGUGCUGGCUUGUUUUUCCUCGCUAGCUUAAAGUGACGAUAUUUUGUUCAAGUGUAAGGACCUUUUAAAAUAAAAGGAUGUGAAAUUGUGUGUUUUUAA